Molecule: messenger RNA, 6113 nt
Organism: Polyodon spathula (Mississippi paddlefish)
Lineage: Eukaryota; Metazoa; Chordata; Actinopteri; Acipenseriformes; Polyodontidae
Product: sulfhydryl oxidase 1-like
Exons: 13
Coding region: 243-2675 (810 amino acids)
Biological process (GO): protein folding
Cellular component (GO): Golgi membrane
Molecular function (GO): protein disulfide isomerase activity; flavin-dependent sulfhydryl oxidase activity
Source: RefSeq, a predicted model, not a curated record
UGUAUCAGCACAGUAGCACAGAAGCUAACCCUGACUCGUUGGCGCUGUAAACAGUGAAAGCAGUCCCCUCUGCUCGGUAGGUCAGUGCUGUGUUUACAGAGCACCUUGCACUGUGUGUGUACACUGGUGUAGCCUAUUGGUGGGCCCCUCCUUUGUGGUGAGCUGAGUGGAAAAAAAAAGUUUCUAUCACUUUGAGAGUGCUCGCGCCCACCUCUUGUUCGCAGGGAAGGAAACACACGAAAAUGGCGCAGCAUAACUGCUCUGCCACGUCUCUGGCUCUCAGCAGCAAAAAAAGCUAUGCGCUCCUCACAACACCCGGACUGUACUUCCUCACUAUAAGCAGUUUCUUUCUGGUCUCCCCCCCGGUCGCCGAAGCAGGUCUCUACUCGCAGAUUGACCAGGUCGUGGUCUUGAUCUCUGACGGUAUCGACUCCCAGCUCUUUAACUCUUCCAACGCCUGGCUGGUGGAGUUCUACGCGUCUUGGUGCGGGCACUGCCAGCGGUUCGCCCCUGUGUGGAAAGCUUUGGCUAGCGAUAUUACAGAAUGGAAGCCAGCCAUCAGUCUAGCAGCCAUUGACUGCGCAGACAGCAAGAACCGGAUAUCCUGCACCCACUUUGAAGUCAACAGAUAUCCCACUUUGAAGUUCUUCCAGGCUUACUCAGAGAGCGGGUCUAAAGGAGAGGUGCUUCAAGACACAUCCAGCAGUGCUCCAAAGCUGCGUCAACUGAUCAUUGACCUGCUGGAGAGCCAUGUGGAGGCGUGGCCCCCAGCGUGCCCACCCCUUGAGCCGAUCAGUGCAGCGGAGUUGAGUGACUUUUUCAAGACGAGCAGCGAGCAGUACCUGGCUCUGGUGUUUGAGGAAGCUUCCUCUUAUGUCGGCCGAGAGCACCUGCUCGCUCCGCUUGUCAGACUGCUUCCCUUCUGUCUGUCGUCUUUUAGUCGACUGCCGGUGACCAUGGACCUGCUCCAGUAUGAGAAAAUCGCGGUGCGCAGGGUCCUGCGCUCUGAAGAUGCACUGGUCUCCAAGCUGGGAGUCACACACUUUCCAUCCUGCUACCUCCACUUCCCCAACGGGACCUUCUCCCGGCUCAGCGUACAUGUGGAGGCGCGUUCGUUUUACACAUACUCUCUGCGGAUGCUGCCGGGGGUAGAGCGGGGAGGAGACAAGCCCAGCGUGUCUCUGGGGUCUGAGAAGAACAUCACGGCUGAGGAGUGGAGACAGUUUGACAGGUCGCGGGUGUACAUGGCAGAUCUGGAGUCCUGUUUGUAUUACUCCCUGCGUGUGGAGGUGGGGACUCACAGCACCAUCUCAGGGGAGUCGCUCAGCGCACUCAAAGCUUACAUCACUGUGCUGGUCAAGUACUUCCCUGGCCGGCCGGUGGUGAUGACGCUCCUGCGUUCCCUGGAGACCUGGUUGAAGAGCCGUGAUGACCCUGAGGUCCAGUAUACUGCUCUGGAGAAGGUGCUAGACAAUGAAGUGCAGAUCGUGGAUGCUGCUCUUCCUGAUGCUGUGAGGUGGGUGUCCUGCCAGGGGAGCCAGCCUCACUUCCGAGGGUACCCCUGCUCGCUCUGGAUCCUCUUCCACCUGCUCACAGUGCAGGCAGCCCACAGCACACACACCCCAACCCCAGAUCCACUGGAGGUACUGCAGGCCAUGCAUGGGUACAUCCAGCACUUCUUCAGUUGCCGGGAGUGUGCCACGCACUUCAAGAGCAUGGCCGCCGAGACAAUGAGCCGAGUGGACAGCCUGCCCAAAUCAGUGCUGUGGCUCUGGUCCCGGCACAACAUCGUCAACAACCGCCUUGCAGGUGCUCCAAGUGAGGACCCCAAAUUCCCUAAAGUUCUGUGGCCGCCCCCUGAUCUGUGCCCCCAGUGUCACAGUGAGUUGAAAGGGGAGCAUUUCUGGAAGAUGGAUCACAUCUGGGAAUUCCUCGGAGCUUAUUUCUCCCCGGAUCGCAUCCUACCAGACUACCUGGAGGGGGAAGAGGAACUUCUAACCAGGCAGAGAGAGAAGCUAGCUACCAGGAAGAAAGAGGCAGCCAGGUUGGCCGAGCGGAAAGCUAGAGGGCCAGAAGAGGUGGCUGGAGGACAGGUGGCAGAUGUGGGGAAAGGGGAACCAGAGGUCGGUGAGGGAGAAGAGGAAGGUGAAGAGGAAGGAGAAGAGAUGGGGAAUCAGAAAGAGGGAGGAGUGCAAGAAGAAACAGCUAACCAUGCACCAUGGGAGAACCCUGAGCUCCCGAGGAAUCACAAGCCCAGCAUCAUCAACAUGAAGCAGAGAGAGAUGGAGGAAGACAUCGUGGAUUUAGACUCUUUCGUUGACAAGCAUUAUAAAAGCAAAGCCCUUCGUGCUCACAGGAGAUCCAUCCAAAAAAGAGAAGACAAACGCAGGCCUCUGCAGAUCCAGCCAGAGGAUUCAGAGGCAGGGGAUUAUGUGGUGGUUCAAAGCCACCUGAGGAAGCGCGGUCUGGGGUACGUGAUGGCCAGGGAGGUGCCCCUCCAGAAGCAGCACUGGCUCUCCAUGCUCAGUGUGGGCUUCUCCAGGUUGGACAUCAGCUUGUGUGUCCUGCUGUACUUCCUGUCAUCCAUGUGCCUUCUGGGAAUGUAUCUGUUUUUGAAGAUGAGGCUGCGCAUGCCCCGAGUGAAGCUCGCCCUACUAGGAAAGUCACCCCUUUGAUUGUCAUUAAUGGAUUGUUCCAAGUGCCUUGGGGAGUGGGAAGUGUCCAAUGGGCACAACAGACACAAAAUGUUUUGUUGAUUUUCGUUCUAAAUAAUACCUGAUUAAUAUAAAAAUUAUAAUUAUCAAAAUUACAAAUUACAAUUAAAUAAAAAAUAAAAAUUGAGUAAUUCAGUAAUUUGACUUUCAAUGUAAAAUACCAGUUAUGAAGGAACACGUUUUUUAAUGUAUUGGUAUCAACAAUUAAAUUCCCCAACUCAGAAAUGUGAUUUGUUGUUAUGAAAAUUAUAAUUCUUGACAUCACACUUAGGUUUCAAAGUUUGCCACCCAAGAUGGUGCUUUCCUGCAGAUGGUUGCUAAAACAUGUUUCUUUCUCUAAGUUUAAGCAAUACAAGACAACUUGUUCAACCAAAUGGUCAGAUUAAGAAUGGAAGCCUUUCCAUUUUUUCAGACUUGCUUAUUUUACACAUUAUGUUGUCGUCCUCAGUAGUGAAGCAGAGAUCUCUUUUCAUUUUAGAGCCCCAAGGUUAGAUUCCUAUAAUGCCAUGAAUAACUGGCACCCCCUUUGUACAACAAUGUGGAAACUGUGAAUUACAGUGCACUGCGACUUAAACCUUUUCUCCACUAUCAAGUACAGACAUGAGUCUGGAUCAGGGUGCUUUGAACAUCUGGGAUUAAGAUGUCCCUUUCAAUUACUUAAGAGAACCUCCAGGAUAAAGUUGAACAGUUGUGGGGCUCCCAAGUGGCGCAUCUGGUAAAAUCACUCCACAUGGAGCGCAGAAUGCACUCUAUAGCCUGGAAGUCACCAGUUCAAGUCCAGGCUCUUCCACUGCUGAUCAUUAAUGAGAGCUCCCAAGGGGUGGCACAUAGUUGGUCAAGUGUCAUCCAGGUGGGGAGGGCUUAGGUCAGCCAGGGUGUCCUAGCUCACCAUGCACCAGCAACCCUUGUAGACUGGCCGGGCACAUGUAGGCUUGCCUUUAAGCUGCCCAGAGCUGCAUUGUCCUCCGAUGCUGCAACUCCGAGUUGGCUGUAUAGUGGGCCUGAAGACCGAGAAAAAAAUCAGUAGGCUGACAUCACACAUUUUGGAGGGUGGGAGUGGUGAGCUAAGCCUAAAAUAAUACAAAUUGGCUAUUUCAAAUUGAGAGAAAAAUUAGGUAAAAAUCAAUUACUGACUACUAAAUUUUAAAAAAAAAGUUGAAUUGCCUGUAUUGCUUUAACGUACUUAAUGUUAAUAUUGCAUUUGUAUUGAUAGUUUUUGCCAUUUUGCACCCUUGUGGCAUGCAAGUGACCAAUUGUCCUCUUCAAACUGUGCUCAACAGAUUAAUAACACACUAAAAUAAAAAUCAGUUCUGUUUUUUUAAGGUCAGGCAAGCAUAUUGGAGAGGAAGUAUAAAUGAAGACCAUCUAGACAUUCCUUAUGGGUGAUUUGUUAGUUUCAAUACAGCAAAUAUCCCCCGAGAUAUUUUCACAGUCAAUAAAUAACUCUAUGGUUGGCUCCCCUGGACACUGGCUUAUGUUGCUUGUUGCUUGUUGUGGUUCAAUCUUUCUGAUCCUUUGCUCUUUCUAACUGGCUUCUCUGAGGAACGCUGCCGGUGUAGUCACAGUAUUGAACCUGCUGUGUUUUGGACGAUGUAACAAUCACCCAUGGGGAAUUUGUUUUAUUUUAUCUCAUUUAUAGUUGCCUGGCAGUUAUAGUUGCCUGUCAUAUUGCUUGGUUUCCUAUUAACAUGAUUGCUUCAAAACCACUGAAUGGAUGGCCUUCUAGUUUUAAUGGGUGAAUGCUCAUUAUGUGAAGGAGAGUUGAGUCUGGUUUGAAGAGGAUCCUAUAUGGUUAACCAUUUCUACAAUACAGCUCUGAAUAACCGUCUCUCAAUCCAAGCCUCUCAACAAGUGAACUUGUACAACAUGCUGCAUAUUGAUUAACUGCAAUAGCUACUCAACUCAUACUACUGCCCUACAACUAAGCUUGAAAAUGUUUAGUUCAUGAAUCUAGUGGAGCUGCCCAUUCAUGUGUCACAAUUUUUCUGCUUCUCCAAUUGUGAUAUAGCGUGCUAAAGACAUUCGUAGCACAAGUUAAUGAUAACAUCGUACAAAUGUGCCUCGUUUCACUUCUCAUACUUGUUCUUUCUUUCAUGAUACUGACAGCUCUAGUGUUUUUACAGUUGCUGUGAUUAGGGUAUCUCGAGCUUAUAGAUUUGUAGUUUUGGUGUUGCCAAAGUGAAAGCUGCAGCACAUUUUCCUUUGAAACCAUUUCUUUCCUUCGCUUGAAAGAUGUUUUGUAAUGUCUGUUAUAAUGGAAUGUUGUACUGUUCAGUCUACCUGGUUCUGUUUGCUACUGACUCAUUGGAUGGUCUCCAGCGCAACCGUAGUAGUACUCCCUUGUGUUCACAUCUACACCGCUGUCUGUUUUUUUUUUUUUUUUUUGUUGGUUUUUCGUCAGUCAACAGUAUCACAAAAUGGGCUGUGAAUUUUAACUUUACAGGUAUAAUCCACUCCUUUGUCUCAAAAGGGAGUGUCUCAAAGCUGAUUUAUUUUCAGAAGAUAAUCUUAGCUAGGUCUCUCAUAUGUUGCAAUUAUAGCUGGGUUCCAGACAGAGCAGUGUAAAAUAUUGUAUUACUGGGCAACAAUUACUCAGUUUGACCCGGUACCUGAAGUGGCUGUUUACCAUGAACCAACAUGUGCAAAAUGAACUAGUGUCUUAUUGCAAUGUAUUUUACAACAUUUUCUGGAGCCAGGCACCCAUCCUUUCUGUGCUAUCAGACACUCAUUAGAUCACUUCCUCAAUCCUAACGGGGGCUGAAUGAGUCCCAGUUCAAACUGGUUCAAUCUCAGGACUGUGUUGAGCUUGGAGGGUAGAUGGUAAACGUGGCAUAGUGUGUGGGAUUGAGCGCCUUCUUUGUGGAUGCCCUGGCAUGAUAAUAAACUUUAUUGGAACGAAAUCCACUUUGUGGACCUUUUCCUUUGUGAUAUCCCUUUUGCGGGGCACUCAAGGCUGACAAGACAAGGGAGCAGAUAUUGGCUCGAUUCUAUUGGGUAGGUCUUCAUACUGGUGUCAAAAUAUAUACCCAGAGGUAGUUCCAUUGAGGGCCACUAGUGCGGCGGCGAUAGCCACAGAGUUAGUACAGAUUAUGGCUAGAGUAAGGAUCCCUAAGGACAUAUUUUUAUUAUCCACAGAUGGACAGUUUGGUGGAACGAUUUAAUUAGACCCUGAAGUCGAUGCUGAGAUGGUUUGUAACGCAAGAGCAGAAACUUUGGGCAUUGCUUCUUCCCUACCUCCUUUUUUUUAGUGAGAGAGGUGCAGCAUUGCUUGACAGGGUUUUUCCCCUUCAAGCUUUUGUAUGGUCGUAAGCCUCACGACAUCCUGGAUCUGUUGAGAGAGGGGUGGAAGGAGCACAAAGGCUCAUCCAAAAAUAUAGUGAAGCAUGUGCUCCUACUAAG